Messenger RNA from Falco peregrinus (peregrine falcon), 2139 nucleotides. RefSeq names its product solute carrier family 2, facilitated glucose transporter member 11-like. The coding region runs from base 24 to 1505 and encodes 493 amino acids. Gene Ontology annotation, molecular function: hexose transmembrane transporter activity. The record is from RefSeq and is a predicted model, not a curated record. Gene Ontology annotation, biological process: monosaccharide transmembrane transport. NCBI's taxonomy places the organism in Eukaryota, Metazoa, Chordata, Aves, Falconiformes, Falconidae. The transcript has 12 exons. Gene Ontology annotation, cellular component: membrane.
CAAGAGGAGAUUACUACCUUUGCAUGCAAAAAAUGAGCUACAAUCUCUUCCUCCUGGCUUUUGUCCUGGGCAUUGGUGGAGCUUUCCAGUAUGGGUUGCAGGUCUCCAUUAUCAAUUCUCCUGCUGAGUACAUCAAAAGUUUCAUGCGUGAGACCUGGCUGAAGAGAUACGGCUCCUUUCCCAAUGAAGAAAUGAUUACUUUGAUGUGGUCCUUUGUUGUGUCCAUUUACAGCAUUGGUGGGCUUCUAGGGUCCUUGUCUGCUGGAUAUUUGUCUGUUAGAUUUGGAAGGAAGAAGGCCAUGCUGUUCACCAAUAUCCCUGCUCUGCUGAGUGCAACUCUGAUGGGACUCAGUAGGUUGUGUGGAUCCUUUGAGAUGAUCAUUGCUGGAAGAUUAUUUUCUGGAGUGUGUGGAGGUUUAGCUCUGAAUAUACAUCUCAUGUAUGUUGGGGAAUGUGCCCCACGGAAGCUCCGCGGGCUGAUUACCAUAACAGCUUCCACUUCUGUUGCUACUGGAAAAUUUGCAGGAUUUGCUCUGGGUCUCAGAGAAGUUCUCGGAGUAGAUGCUCUCUGGCCUAUUCUUAUGGCAGUCAAUGCACUUCCUGCCCUCGUUCAGCUUCUCACCCUCCCCUUCUUCCCAGACUCUCCCCGCUACCUGCUCAUUGACAAAAAGGACAAGGAGGGGUGCAUGAAAGCUCUGAAGCAGCUCUGGGGAGACGGUGACCAUAUGGCUGAAAUAAAUGAUAUGAUGGCAGAGCAAGAAGCCAUCCGUGGGGAGAAGACUAAGAGUGUUUGUGAUCUUUUUCUUGACAAAGCUGUCCGUUGGCAGCUCAUCACGCUCUUCCUUGUCUCUUCAUGCAUGCAGUUAAUUGGCGUCAAUGUGGUUUACUUUUAUGCCUACAAUGUUUUUAUAAAGGCUGGAAUCCUCCCUGCUCAAACCCACUAUGUCUCCCUGGGAGUUGGGAUCACUGAGAUCCUCACCACCGUUGCCUGUGGUUUCCUAAUUGAGCGUGCAGGGAGGAAGACACUGCUGUGGAAAAGCUACAUUGUUAUGGCCUUGGCUUUAGGGUUUCUCACAGUCACGCUUUCACUACAGGAUUCCUUUUACUGGGUACCAUAUUGCUCUGUUGCACUCAUCUUUAUUUUCAUCAUGAGCUUUGGCAUUGGGCCAGCUGCAGUAUUAUGCCCCUUGGCCACAGAAAUAUUUAUUCAGUCAUACAGACCAGCUGCUUAUGUUUUUAAUGGGGCUACAAACUGGAUUCAACUCUUCAUCCUUGGACUUUUGUUCCCUUUCAUUGUGGAAGGUCUUGGUAGUUUCUGUUUCAUCAUUUUCCUGACAUACUGCUUGUCCAUGGCUCUCUUUGUCUUCCUGGUGAUGCCAGAGACCAAAGGAAAGACCAUGCUGGAAGUCAUGGAGGAGUUCAAUCGCCUGAACUACCGUGGAAGGAAGAGACAGACAGCCCUACAGCAGAGUAACUGCUCAGUGAUGAUUGCUACUAGACUUUAGUAACAAACUCUCCACUCCAUAUUUUGCUCUUUUACUACCAUAGCGCCCAGAAGCCUCACUAAGCAAGAGAGAAUCUAUUGCUCCACAAACAGCAUAAAUGUGUAUUUUAAAAAUAAUCACCUGCAGUGCAGGGUGCAGGCAGGCUGAACUUGGUGGUUCUCUCCAGCUGCUGAAAUAGUAGCUGAAUUAAAUCCUCUGCAGAAAAAGAUUAAGCACAGUGUAUGAAGAAAUAAGAUCUUUGUCAGUCCCUGCAAGUUAGCAGCUAUGUAAGCUGAAAACACAGGAUCAGUUGUUUUUCUUACCAAAACCAGGACUCCACAGUUAUUGGAGGAAGUGAGCGUGGAAGGUUCAGAAGUACAGCAUACUUGUGAAACUGAGAGAAAAAGAAGACAGAGCUUCCACGCUGAAAUUAUCUGCUCCUAUUAACAAGUCAGUGUUGCUGAGCCUUCCCAGAGAAGGAGAUUCAGUCCAGAUGAAAAGAUGUGUUUAGCUCUUUAAUCCAGUGGAAGAAGACUGCUGUGCCUAUCAGUAGACAGAAUCAGUAUGCAAUGUUUUCCCCUCUUACAAUUAGACUUGAGAGCAAGUACAUGGUAUAGGGGCAACUAGGACUUUCUUGAGGAGCUUACAACCACAC